Molecule: messenger RNA, 1211 nt
Organism: Nomia melanderi (Alkali bee)
Lineage: Eukaryota; Metazoa; Arthropoda; Insecta; Hymenoptera; Halictidae
Gene: Gem2
Product: Gemin 2
Biological process (GO): spliceosomal snRNP assembly; spliceosomal complex assembly
Cellular component (GO): nucleus; SMN complex; spliceosomal complex
Source: RefSeq, a predicted model, not a curated record
AAAAUUCUGUUUUCUAGGUUAAAAAUGGCGAUUUUGUUUACGGCCGCUGUCACGCAAACGUGAUUUUACCUUCAGCUUUAAUUUGGUGUGGCGAAAAUUGGCAAGAAGUAUUGGUUUUUGCGUAAUUGGUUAGUUGCCAGUAUUCACAUAGGAUUUUACGGUGAAAAUAAUAAUGUGCAUCUUAACGUAACAAAUAUUUAGUACACUCAACUUUAAUAUGUAUUGUAGUGCAGUCUGUAGUUGUCAUCGAGCAUUGGCAAGCAAUCGAAGUUUGUGUAUCCUUGAAAUUUGUUAUUCCAUAUAUUUACUAUAGAAGUUGGUUUCUAAAUCAUUCGUUUAUUGAAUGAAAGAUAACCUCUCACAAGCUUGGUGUAAACAGAAUAACGUGGAGUAAUUUAAAGAAGAAAUGAUGGAUUGUUUGCAAGAACCGGCAUUCUUAGUAGGGAAGAUUGAUGAUGAAAUGAAUCUUUCUUUACCACCAGCUUCCGGAGAGGAGUAUAUCAAAAGAGUGAUAAUAGAAGCACAACAAUGUGCGGAUGUGGUAGUGGCAAACAUAGAUUCCAGUCACUUUAGGUGUCCCACCAUUGAUGUUGAACCUUUAUUAGGAUGUAUAGAAGCACCAUCACGGUUAGGACCGACAUUACACUGGCAACAGUGUCAGUUAUCGGAUUUCUCAAAUAUGAGAUUAUACAUAAGCCAAAUAAAAGAUGAAUUUCAGACAGUCAAACAUAAAUAUAAACUUAAACAUAUUAAUUUGCCAUGUGUAGACGAUGAGGAAGCUUGGAUUAAAUUUUGCUCUGGUAGUUACGAAGACCAGAAGGAGACUGUUCCAACCUUGGGUAUUAUAUUCUCCUUAAAUCAACCAAUGGUGGAACAAAUAUUGGAAUACCUGAUAGAGUAUAUAGAGGUUCAAAAACAGAUAAACCAUAAGCUGGGUCAGUGGUUGUAUGCACUAUUGGUGAUCCUGGAAAUGCCUUUAACACCAGACACAUGUUCUUGUUUACGUAGUUUAGCCAGGACGUGCUCUGUCAUUCGUGCAAAUUCGAAAAACUUGGAAGUACAUGAAAUAGGGGCAUUGAAUUUAUUUAUAUGCCUAGUUGCAAGGUAUUUCCGUCAACUUGACAUGGCUGACCCAUAAAAGUCUGUUUCCUAAUGUGAAAUUAGAAUGAUAUUUAUCUGUUUUAAUAAAGUCAAUUUUUUUAUACAUUCAG